This is a messenger RNA of Apis mellifera (honey bee), 1341 nucleotides long. RefSeq names its product tRNA pseudouridine(38/39) synthase. Gene Ontology annotation, biological process: tRNA pseudouridine synthesis; mRNA pseudouridine synthesis. The transcript is spliced from 6 exons. Gene Ontology annotation, cellular component: cytoplasm; nucleus. NCBI's taxonomy places the organism in Eukaryota, Metazoa, Arthropoda, Insecta, Hymenoptera, Apidae. The record is from RefSeq and is a predicted model, not a curated record. Gene Ontology annotation, molecular function: RNA binding; pseudouridine synthase activity. Bases 88 to 1341 code for a protein of 417 amino acids.
GACAAAGUAAUAAAUUAUAAAAUUUUUUAUAAUUUGUAGUAGGCUAUCUUCUGAUAAUAUUUUUUGUAUUGUUAUAAAUUUAAAAUUAUGACAACUAUAUGUAAAGAUAAAACACAAGAAACUUUGCAGAAAGAAGAACUUCAACUACUAACUAAAUCAGAAUUGAUAGAAAGGAUAGUAAAUUUAGAAAAAGAAAAUAAACAAUUAAAGACUGUAACUAAUGAAAAAAAUGAAAAAUCAAAGAAUAAAGAUAUUAUUCGUAAAUCACAAAAACCAUUUGACUUUUCAAAAUGUAACAAAAGACAUAUUUUGUUAAAAUUUUAUUAUCUUGGAUGGGAUUACAAUGGUUUUGUUGUACAAGAGAGUAUUGAUAAUACGAUAGAAGAACAUUUAUUUGAAGCAUUAAUAAAAAGUUGUUGUAUAGAGUCACGUGAAACAUCAAAUUAUCAUAGAUGUGGAAGAACAGACAAAGGUGUUAGUUCAUUUUCACAAGUAAUUUCUUUGGAUAUAAGGAGUAAACUAAAUCCAGAAGAUCAAUAUAAAUUAGAAGAUGAACUUCCAUAUUGUAAAAUGUUAAAUAGAUUACUUCCAUCUAACAUAAGAUGCAUUGCAUGGUGUCCAGUACCUAAUGAUUUUUCAGCAAGAUUUAAUUGUAAAUUUAGAACUUACAAAUACUUUUUUCCAAGAGGAAAUUUAAAUAUAGAUGCUAUGAAUAAAGCUGUUAAAUAUAUUAUAGGAGAGCAUGACUUUCGAAAUAUUUGUAAAAUGGAUGUUGCUAAUGGAGUUAUUAAUUAUAUAAGAAAAGUUAUUAAUGCAGAAGUACGUAUGUAUCGCCAAGAUUUUAGAAAUAUUUCAGGAUAUGAUAUGUAUCAAUUAAUUAUAACAAGCCAAGCAUUUCUAUGGCAUCAAAUUCGUUGCUUAAUGGGUGUUUUAUUUCUUAUUGGUGAAGGAAAAGAAGAGGCUGAAAUUAUGUUGGAGCUUCUAGAUAUUGAAAAUUGUCCUAAAAAACCACAAUAUAAUUUAGCUCAUGAAAUACCAUUAAAUCUUUGGUACUGUGAAUAUGAUGCUAAAGAAUGGUAUAUUCAUAAAGAUGAAUUAUUCAAUACAAUAAAACUUUUACAAAAAGAUUGGACUUUAAAUACAGUAAGGUCAGUAAUGAUUGAAAACAUGUUGUUGGAAUUAGAAAAUUCAAUCAAUUAUAAAAAUAUGUCUUUUCAAAAUGAUUGUUUAUUGCUUGGAGUACAAUCUAAAGUGUAUCAACAUUUGAUGAAACGACCCACAUGUGAAAGCUUGGAAAGUAAAAUAAAACGCUAUGAAAUUAAAAAAAAGAAAAAGGAAUAA